Petromyzon marinus (sea lamprey) is the source of this 448-nucleotide messenger RNA. NCBI's taxonomy places the organism in Eukaryota, Metazoa, Chordata, Hyperoartia, Petromyzontiformes, Petromyzontidae. The record is from RefSeq and is a predicted model, not a curated record.
GCCCGGGCCGUGCGGGCCCCGGGUGUGAGCAUGCCCGACGAGCGGGCCAAGCGGCCCGACAAGGCGCCCACCUACACGGGCGACAAGAAGGCGAAAGUGGCGGGCAACACGAACCGCAAGUGGGUGCGCCUCGCCACCGUGCUCGUGUACGUGCUCUCCGUGUCCCUCGCCGCCAUCAUCCUCGCCGUCUACUACUGCCUCAUCUGGAGGCCCGUGCACGCCUUGCCCGCUCCCACACAGCCGGAGCGGGCAAGCCUCGCGCCGGCCUCAACGCUUAUGGCCUCAUCAUCCUCCUCCUCCCCUUUCUCAUCGUCCUUCUCGCCAUCACCACCGCCAUCGUCCUCGCUCUUGGACAAACCCGCGACGUCCUCCAAGAGUGGCCACGGCGAGGCGGGAGCACAACCAGGGCUGCAGGGACCGUAGUCGAACCGGGGACGCCGACGUGAGC